Eurypyga helias (sunbittern) is the source of this 358-nucleotide messenger RNA. Its product is annotated as ribosomal biogenesis protein LAS1L-like. Gene Ontology annotation, cellular component: Las1 complex; preribosome, large subunit precursor. The record is from RefSeq and is a predicted model, not a curated record. Gene Ontology annotation, molecular function: endonuclease activity. The transcript is spliced from 3 exons. The annotation marks the transcript as partial. NCBI's taxonomy places the organism in Eukaryota, Metazoa, Chordata, Aves, Eurypygiformes, Eurypygidae. Gene Ontology annotation, biological process: maturation of 5.8S rRNA; maturation of LSU-rRNA.
GUAUGGUCCCAAAAUGCCUCUUGCAGUGGAUUGCACUGCUGAGCUGAUUCGAUGCAAGGUCCUGGAUUCAUCUGGCAGGUUGAAAUCGCACGAGCUCAUCCUCUCUUACGGGCUGGCGCUUGUCAGGUUUGUCAACUUGAUCACAGAAAGGAAACAGAAAAUGGUCAGCAUUCCUCUGAGACAAUUAGCCAGAGAGGUGGAUAUCCCCAUCUGGGUUGUGGAUCUCCGUCACGAGUUGACCCAUGGGAAGCUGCCACGGUUGGCUCUGUGCCGCAAGGGUGAGUGCUGCUGGUGGGCGGCAUUGGGAGGGCCCGGCCUGAGGUGCACUCGGUGGCAACGCCAGUGCGGCAGGCCCUGA